Messenger RNA from Wallemia mellicola CBS 633.66, 1914 nucleotides. Its product is annotated as ARM repeat-containing protein. NCBI's taxonomy places the organism in Eukaryota, Fungi, Basidiomycota, Wallemiomycetes, Wallemiales, Wallemiaceae. Bases 1 to 1914 code for a protein of 637 amino acids. The record is from RefSeq and is a predicted model, not a curated record. The transcript is spliced from 2 exons. Gene Ontology annotation, molecular function: protein kinase activity; ATP binding. Gene Ontology annotation, biological process: protein phosphorylation; tRNA export from nucleus. Gene Ontology annotation, cellular component: cytoplasm.
AUGAACUAUAUCUAUCAACUUACACAGGCAGCUACAACAGCUGUUCUAGAGAAGAGUGGCAGGAAUCUACCUUUUACUAUUGGUAAAGCCACAGGGAAGCACUCAAUUUGGGAUACUUUUGAUGGUGUCAAGAGGGAUGAUAAUAGUUCACUCACUAUUUUCGUUUACAACAAACAAAUCAAUCAGAGAUAUACACAGCUCGCUAACAACGCAUUGAGGAAGUUACGCACAUUGAGACAUCCACAGAUAUUGAAAUACGUAGAUGCUAUUGAAACUGACACUAUGAUAUAUAUCGCUACUGAAAGAGCAACUCCUUUAUCGACAUUCCUGCCUUCUGACGACACUAUCUGGUUAACUUGGGGUCUUCAGAAUAUUUCUCAAGCUUUAUCAUUCUUACACACCCUCACUAACUCUAUACACGGCGCUGUAUCUAGUGAUAGCAUCUUUAUCAGUGAAUCAGGCGAAUGGAAGCUCGGUGGUUUUGAGUUAGCUACGUCACAAUCUGAACUCAGCAAUGGAAUAUUAGAAGGGAACUAUGAUAGAAAAACAGCUGCACCUGAAGCUAGGCAAGGUUUUGAUGCUAUAUCAAGUAAUCCAGUUUCGAGUCUUGACUCAUAUUCUUUUGCAUUACUCAUAAGUCAGCUGUACAACCCAACAAAACCCUUACCAUUGGAUUUAACGAGUGCACCACCGCCAUCUAGCAAGGGUAUGAUACCAACGAGCUUAUUUAAUGCGUACAAAAAACUCCUUCAUCCAUCGCCAAAAAGUAGAUUAUCAGUUGAUGGUUUUUUGCAACUUGGAAAUAACUCACAGGAUACACAAAAUGGCGCAUUCUUUACUCAAAACCCUCUCAUCGAGUUAUGUCAAGGUUUAGAAGUUUUCAGUCUUAUGAGACAAGCUGAAAGAGUCGUCUUUCUUAAGAAUCUUUCUCAGUUACUCAACUACGACAAUUCAAGCGGUAAUAUACUUGGAGAGAGAAAAGUUUCAAUACCAAAUUCAUUAGCUAUACAUAGAAUCUUACCAACUUUGGUCCACUCUGUUGAGUUCAUGACAGCUGGUGAUUCUGCACCUUCACUUGUACCAUUGAUAGUCAGAAUUGGUAUGCGUUUGGACACAGAAGAUGAACGUAGUAAAGCAAUUAGCAAACCCUUAUUACGAUUAUGGAUGAGCCCUGAUAGAGGUACACGGAUGGCCUUACUUGAAGAUCUCGAAAGGUACAUCGAUGUGCUAUCAAACAAGAUCGUGGUUAACGAAUUAUGGCCACAAUUGAUAACAGGAUUCAAUGAUACGGCUGCAGUUUUAAGAGAGGCCACAAUCAAAGCAGUACCUCUAAUUUCUUCAAAAUUAUCAGACAGGAUACUUAAUAAUGAGUUACUUAAACAACUCGCUAAAGCACAAUUAGAUCCUGAACCAAGUAUACGUACGAAUACUUGCAUUUUGAUUGGAAAAUUAACGCCAAAAUUGGCAUUAGCUACUCGUAAAAAAGUCUUAGUAUCUGCGUGCGCACGAGCCAUGAAAGAUAGUUUCGCUCCUGCUAGAGCAGCUGGUUUGAGAACUCUUUUAGCAACUGUUGAUGAUCAGGAAGAAAAUGAUCUAGCUACAAGAGUCUUACCAACUAUUUGUCCAUGUUUACUAGAUAAAGAGAAGAGCGUACGUGAUCAAGCGUUUGACGUUUUACGUAGCAUUAUAGCACGUGUUGAAAGUAUAGCUUCCAAAAUGCCAGAAACCGCAAUCAAAGCAGAUAGCGAAAUUGAUUACAGUUAUAGCGGCACCGCUGGAAAGUCCUUCCUUGGUGAUGAUCAAUUAGGUAAUGCUGCAUCAGCCAUUGCUGGAUGGGCAUUUGGUACGUCAACAACGACCAAGAAGGUUAGUAGUAAUGACAUAACAUUUACCAAAGCUAACGAGAAAUCAUAG